Messenger RNA from Penaeus indicus, 913 nucleotides. RefSeq names its product CD209 antigen-like protein E. Bases 97 to 690 code for a protein of 197 amino acids. Lineage: Eukaryota; Metazoa; Arthropoda; Malacostraca; Decapoda; Penaeidae. The record is from RefSeq and is a predicted model, not a curated record. The transcript is spliced from 3 exons.
UUGACGACCACCUGGUGAUCAUGACAAUUCUCGUUGAGGUCCCUGUCAUCUGUCGUUCCUCCGUCCCUGUCACCGAGACCCGCGCAAAGGAACUCCAUGGAGAGUGUCAUUUCUUUAGCACUGGUUCUCGUGGCCGUGCUGAUGCUCGGGCCUGCGACAUCCUUCGCCGACACAGAAAAUGUAGCUGACAGUGAACUGAGGGCUGCUGUGACCCGACUCCAGGUGGCCCUCGAUCCGCAGUCAGAAAUUCUCCGAAGUCUGUUAAAAACAAAGUUCUUUGAACCUCGCUGCCCUUAUCCCUUCAGCAAUGUUAUGGACGAAUGCUUCUUCGUGAGUAAGUUCAGGGUGGAUUGGCAUCAAGCGCGCCUCCACUGCCUGGGAAUGGGGGCCGAUCUAGCAACGCACACUCAGCUCCACGCGCUCAAGAUUUUCGUCAUACAAGCAUCGAUUAGAAGAGGCUCUUUUUGGGUCGGAAGUACAGACGAAGGAAUGGAGGGAGAGUGGAAGUGGCUUGACGGAGAGCCCAUCGACGUAAGCCUUUGGGCAGAGGGAAAUCCGAACCACGAAUUCGGAAAUCAACAAUGUCUCGCCAUGAGGGAAGAACAAACCCCGCCCUUACGACACUAUGAUUGCAAUUCGCUUAGAUACUUUGCGUGUCACUACAAACGUGAAGGGGAAGAAACCUUGUGAAUGAUUUAGAAAGUGAAUACGAAUGAAUAUAUAUAUAUAUAUAUAUAUAUAUAUAUAUAUAUAUAUAUAUAUAUAUAUAUAUACACACACGCUAAUAUAUAUAUACACGAAUAACACACGCACACGCACACGCACACGCACACGCACACGCACACGCACACGCACACGCACACGCACACGCACACGCACACGCACACGCACACGCACACACACACACACACAC